This is a messenger RNA of Girardinichthys multiradiatus, 1254 nucleotides long. Its product is annotated as putative nuclease HARBI1. Bases 1 to 1254 code for a protein of 417 amino acids. The record is from RefSeq and is a predicted model, not a curated record. NCBI's taxonomy places the organism in Eukaryota, Metazoa, Chordata, Actinopteri, Cyprinodontiformes, Goodeidae. The transcript has a single exon.
AUGGCGCCGUUCAGUGCUGCGGUCAUACUAAGGCAAAUACUGGCUUUGUUGUGUCAUUUACAGCAGAAUCUACUGCUCCUCUUCUACAACCAUGAGCUCCAACUUCAUACAAAGAACCGCAUAAACCACAUGCUUUUGGAUCUACCUCGGAGACGAACGAGAAGGACAGUCCGGAGAAAGUUUUGGAAAAGACCGGGCAGAACUGGCAGUUGGUGGGACAACUUUGUCAAUGGUCUUAACGUGGAAAGUGAAUGGCGGGAUAACUUUAGCAUGUCCCGAGCCGCUGUCUUCGCCCUUACCAAAGAACUGCGCCCGCAUAUCGAAAGGCAAACCACCAACAUGAGGGCGCCCAUCGAUCCUCUCAAAAGGUUUGCAUUAACACUUUAUUACCUGACCGAUGAGGGGAAGCUACGGAAGACCGCUAAUGCAUUCGGCGUGUCGCGCCAGGCGGUGUCUAAUAUUAUUAGGCAGACAUGCACAGCGAUCUCCAUCCAUCUGGGUCCGAAGUACAUCAAGCUACCCUUUACAGAGCCCGAGGCGGAGGAACUAGUUGUGGGCUUUUCUCGUUUUCAUGGCUUGCCACAGUGUUUUGGAGCUGUUGACGGCACCCACAUUGAAAUCAAGCAGCCAUCCACCAACUCCAUGGUCUACAUUAACCAAAAGGGGAAAUAUUCUCUUAAUGUACAGGCAGUGUGUGAUUACAGGUAUCGUUUUAUGGAUGUUGUGAUAAAAUGGCCUGGAAGUGUACAUGACGCACGGGUCUUUGCCAAUUCAAGGCUCAACAUCUGCUUAAAGACUGGCAAAAUCCCUGCUAUGAAAAAGCUAAUUGUGGAUGAUGAGGAUGCCAUACCAAUUUAUCUUCUGGGUGAUCCUGCCUACCCGCUGUUGCCUUACCUGAUGAGAGAGUUCUCAAAUGGCGGGUCCACCCCUCAGGAACAGCACUUUGGGGUUUGCUUAUGCAAAGCACAUGAGGUCAUUGAAUGUGCUUUUGGUCGCCUGAAAGCCAGAUUUGCAGCACUUAAAAGGCCUAUGGACAUCAAUUUAAACGAUCUGCCUCAUGUGAUUUACUCCUGCUUUGUUCUUCACAAUUUCUGUGAGUCUAGUUUGGAGGUUGUAGAUGAACUGACUGUGGUGGGAACAAUGCAAGGUGAAAAGGAUUCACAGCCACCAACAGAGUGCACUAGUUAUCAAACUGACUGUAAUGAAGAAGGAGAGAGAGUGAGGAGAGUGGUCAUGAAGUACCUGCACCCUUAA